AUGGACAACCGGCUGGAGCCUCAACAACUCUUCGAAAGACCAGAGACACACCAAUCCGGAGGGAAUAAUGUGAAUAACACCAAACGAUCAGCCUGCGAAGCCUGCUAUGUACGCAAAAAGCGAUGUGUCUUUGACCCGCGAGAGCAAGAAUGCACUCAUUGCAUGAAAGAAGGACAAGCCUGUGUUGCCAGAAAACGUCGAACGAAGUAUGACCCCACAAACCCAAAUCCUUCGAUAGAGAGAGAGCAAAAGAAAGUAAUGUCAGAAGCCAGAUUGACUGAUAAUUACCAGAUCUCGUAA
Messenger RNA from Penicillium taxi, 300 nucleotides. RefSeq lists its product as uncharacterized. Gene Ontology annotation, molecular function: zinc ion binding; DNA-binding transcription factor activity, RNA polymerase II-specific. Gene Ontology annotation, biological process: regulation of DNA-templated transcription. The transcript has a single exon. The record is from RefSeq and is a predicted model, not a curated record. Bases 1 to 300 code for a protein of 99 amino acids. NCBI's taxonomy places the organism in Eukaryota, Fungi, Ascomycota, Eurotiomycetes, Eurotiales, Aspergillaceae.